GUGUACUCUAAACACACCCUUUUGAUAUUGAGAAACGAGUCUCCCUCUCCCCUUCCAAGCUUUCACCAUGCCAUUCUUCCUUGAAAACUCUGGUCUUCUUUCAAAGUUCUUCCCCAUUCUUUCUUGAAAACCCUAGCCUCCAUCGCUCCGCCGUUGGUCUCACCGUCGCCGCCUGGUUCGUCGUGGUCGUUCGCCAAUCCUCCUGGUUCGCCGUGCUCGAAGGCCCUCCCGUUCGCCCAACGCCAGCGUCUCCAGGUUCUGCUCCGCCGUUGUACGUCCGUCGUCCUUCCGUCGUGUUCGUCGCCAGCUCCCCGUCGACCGUCGCCAGCUCGCCAGUGUUCGUGGCCAGCUUCCCGUCGUCCGUCGCUCUCCCUCAAAUCUCUGGUCACUGCCCUCGCCGAAGUUAUUCCAGUUGAAGUACGGUUGAACCGGUUGGACCAAAAAACCAAUAAAUCAGUGACUUGAGCGGUUCGAUGACCGGUCCGGUUUUCAAAACCUUGGUCAAACUCCAACAGCUGCAAGAUAGGUUCAGGUCUUGAGGAGGUUGCAGUCAAUAAGCCAUUCAACUCCAAGGGCUCCAUCCUCCAUGUCUGGCAAGCUGGUCAGCCACACAAUUUGACUCUCUUGCUAUUAGCUUCAUCCUAACUAACUUCCCAGCCACAAUCACCUUUUCCACAAUAAACUAUACCGCCUAGAAAAAAAAAUUCAGAAUGUUGCUGCUACGAGUUUGCCCAGCCAUGACCCUUCACCUUCCUUAUUCCGUCGCUGGGUCAAAGCUUCCUGUAACAACCAAUCCUCAUCGUUUUUCCAAUCUCACCGUUCGCAGCUCUAACUUUCCACUCGACUUGGAUCCUAAUGAGUCUCGCAAGUUAGUUGUGGCAGUGAAGGAGAAGCUUGAGAAAGAACACUAUAGCCUCCCUGUAGGAAAAAAUGGAAGGGAUGAUGAAGACAUGAUACUAUGGUUCCUUAAAGACCGCAAGUUCUCUGUUAAGGAAGCUGUUAAGAAGUUGACUAAAGCCAUUAAAUGGCGUAAAGACUUUAAUGUGGCGGAGCUUACUGAAGAGGCAGUUAAAGAUGUUGCUCAAACUGGAAAGGCAUAUGUACAUGACUUUCUAGAUAUCUAUGGCAGACCUGUACUUAUGGUGGUUGCUUCAAAACAUUUUCCUGAAGCACAGGACCCCAAAGAUGAUGAAAGAUUGUGUGUUUUCUUGGUUGAGAAGGCAUUGAGUAAGCUUCCAACUGGGAAGGAGCAGAUGGUUGCAAUAGUUGAUCUCAGAGGUUUUGGAACAGAAAAUGCUGAUCUUAAAUAUUUGACAUUCUUGUUUGAUGUAUUCUAUUAUUACUAUCCCAAGAGAUUGGGUGAAGUACUAUUCGUGGAUGCCCCUUUUGUGUUUAAGCCAAUUUGGCAGAUAGCCAAACCCUUAUUAAAGUCCUAUGUUUCUCUGGUAAGAUUUUGCACUGCAGAAGAGGUCAGGAAGGAAUAUUUUACUGAUAAAAAUUUGCCACCCAACUUCAGAGAUUAAAAGCCUUUUCCACAAAAGUUACUCCUGCAUAGCAUUGUCUUGGGUUUCAGUGACCGAUAUGUGGUUGUGAUACCAAUACACUUUAUUUCAUAGAAAGAUUGAUUCAAUUUUACUCUUGCAGUCAAAUUUGUACCAGUCAAAUUUUUUUUUUUUUUUAAUUUUACCCU
Arachis stenosperma is the source of this 1690-nucleotide messenger RNA. RefSeq names its product CRAL-TRIO domain-containing protein C3H8.02. The record is from RefSeq and is a predicted model, not a curated record. Bases 711 to 1523 code for a protein of 270 amino acids. The transcript is spliced from 7 exons. NCBI's taxonomy places the organism in Eukaryota, Viridiplantae, Streptophyta, Magnoliopsida, Fabales, Fabaceae.